AUGUCGCGAGCUAUACAACGUCUGAUGAAAGAUUAUCGAAAGGCGGAGAAAUUGGUGGGAAAUUCAGGCAAUGAACCCUUCGUUGAUUUGGCCAGUGCAGCUUCAUUCACAACGCAAACAUAUGCACAGACAAUGGCACAGAUACGGCGAGAUCCUGAGUUGACUCCUAACGAGAAAAAAUAUCUCGUUGCCGUUGAACGCGGUGAUAUGGCGACAACUCGGCGCUAUCUGGAUAUCGCUUCUCAUGCAUCAACAAUUUUACUUGAUGAUGAUGUAUCACUUACACCGAUAAAUAUUAAUUGUCUUGAUCCAUUAGGACGUAGCGCAUUGUCGAUAGCUAUUGAGUAUGAAAAUAUCGAAAUGAUCGAAUUACUGCUCAGCUAUAAUGUUGAUACAGGUGAAGCGCUGCUGUAUGCCAUCGACGAGGAAUUCGUUGAAGCUGUAGAAUUACUUCUUCAACAUGACGAUCUAAAACAACAACAGCACAAGAACAACAACAACGACGAAGAUAAUAGUCGAUACUCGAAUGCUCAAAUUCUAAACGAUAAAUCCAAUCCAUUAUUCACCUUGGCCCAAGAUGAACUUGAAAAAGAAAAGAAAGAGCAACAACAUCAAGAUGUUACUCACAAGAAUCCGAAAUCUAAAUGGGCAUUUCUCCUGCAGGCAGUACGAAAGAAAGAGCAGCAGCAAUCGGUAACUGAACAAUUGAAUUUGAGCACAUCUCGAUCGUAUACACCUGAUAUUACACCAGUUAUAUUGGCUGCUCAUCGAGAUAAUUAUGAAAUACUUAAAAUUCUACUUGAAAGAGGCGAAAAAGUAACCGAACCACAUGAUGUUCGUUGUGAUUGUGAGAAGUGUAUUGUAUAUAAUAAAGAAGACAGUUUGCGACAUUCGCGAUCGCGCAUAAAUGCCUAUAAAGCUCUUUCAUCUCCAUGUUACAUAUCAUUGUCAAGUCGUGAUCCCAUAAUGACCGCAUUUGAUUUAAAUCGUGAAUUGAAACGUUUAUCGCGGAUCGAAAAUGAAUUCAAACAAGAAUAUGAACAGCUUGCUCAGCAAUGUCAAGAGUAUAGUGCAGCUCUCCUAGCUGAAACUCGUUCGUCGAAAGAAUUGGAAAUUAUUCUGAACUAUGAUUCUGAAAAUCCACCCGUUCUGUCCGAAACACCAGAGAAGAUGCAUUUGUCAAGAUUAAAACUAGCCAUUCGUUAUAAACAGAAAAAGUUUGUUUCACAUUCACAUUGUCAACAAUUAUUGGCUUCACUAUGGUACGAAGGUUUGCCAGGUUUCCGUCGUCGUCACUCAGUGAUAAAAAUAUUAAUAACUGCACUUGUUGGCCUACUGUUUCCAAUUUUAUCAAUUGCUUAUUUAAUCGCGCCACGUAGUAGUAUCGGUCGAAUUAUGCGACAACCGUUCAUCAAAUUCAUUUGCCAUUCGAUUUCUUACAUUUUCUUUCUCAUUUUACUGUUUGUUGUUUCAUUGCGUAUUGAUUUUGGUAAACUGCUGUCGGGUAUAGAAGAUGAAGUGAAUGAAAGGCGUGGUCCACCGCCUAAUCCUGUCGAAAUUGCGAUUAUGUUCUAUGUUGCUGGAUUUAUCUGGGCAGAAAUCAAACAGCUGUAUCAAGAAGGCAUACAUCAGUAUAUGGCGGAUACGUGGAAUUUAUUAGAUUGGGUUACGAAUUGUCUUUACGUCGCGACGAUCGUUCUUCGCGUGAUGGCUUUUAUUAAAGUCAAUCGAGAAGAAACUGAUCUUCAACGGAAAUUGAUCAGUGUCCAAAACACUCCUAUUCCAUCCAACAUUACCCAUACAUCUGUACAUAAUUUAUCUACAGGACCAGUAACGUUUUCUACUGGUCACAAUGUCCGUCGACGAGAUUGGAAUGCAUGGGAUCCAACGUUAAUCUCCGAAGGAAUAUUUGCCGCAGCAAAUAUCUUCAGUUCAUUGAAACUCGUCUAUAUUUUCACGAUAAAUCCACAUCUAGGACCAUUACAGAUCUCCUUGGGACGUAUGGUUCAUGAUAUAUUGAAAUUUAGUGUUCUGAUUCUACUUGUUGCGUUCGCAUUUGCGUGUGGCCUCAAUCAGUUAUUUUGGUACUAUGCUCGAAUGAAGAAAACUGAAUGUGAUCAAGAUUCAACACCUGAUGAAUACUGUGCAAAAGAGAUUCAUAAACAUUUUUCAAAUCUGUUUGAAUCGUUACAAACACUCUUCUGGGGAACGUUUGGUCUAAUUGAUUUACAAACGUUUCAAAUCUAUAAAAAGCAUACUUUUACGAUGUUUAUUGGCUUGUUAAUGUAUGGAGUUUACUCAUCCAUUAUGAUCAUCGUCUUAUUGAAUAUGCUCAUUGCUAUGAUGAGUAAUUCAUAUCAAUACAUUGCGAAUUCCACGGAGACUGAAUGGAAAUUUGCACGGGCAAAACUUUGGAUUAGCUAUUUCGAAGAAGGUGGCACGUUGCCUCCACCAUUCAAUAUUGUUCCAAGUCCGAAAUCGAUUUGCUAUGGCUUUUCGUACAUGUACCGCCGGGUUUUCGGUUGUUCAAAAAAGCAUCUGAGAAACAGAUGGCAAAGUAUCAAGAAGUUACUAAGUAAAAUCAACGAACGCGAAAUCAAAUACCAAACAGUGAUACGUGAGUUGGUCAAACGGUACAUAAUGAAACGCCAACAAAAGGAUCAAACAGAAGGCGUGACAGAAGAUGAUCUAAAUGAAAUAAAACAAGAUGUAUCUGCAUUUCGAUUUGAACUAUUGGAAAUUUUGAGUACGAAUGGCUUCAAAGUGCAAUCGAUGAAGAAAAAUCCAGACACAGGCAAAUUCGAACCAGUAGAGGAAACAAUAAGAUCUGCACGUGUUGGUCGAAAACGUGGCAAGAUGAAUCUGGAAAAAACAAUUAACAAGAACAUGUUCGAUGUGUCAACAUCAAUUCGCGAUACAAGUCCAUUACAAACAUCGGAUUUGAUGAAAAACGAUUCACACGAAUCAUUCUCGUCCACACCCUUAUCGUCAAUCCUAGCACAUCCGAAACAGAAGUUAACCGCCCAAUUCAAACGCGCUAUAACAAUGAUUAAACAACGAAGUGAACCAGCACAUGAAUCGACAACACCACAAUUUCUCACUUCAACCUCGGUGCCUGAUAAGUCAACCUUGUCGAUCGAUCCAACGUUUCUGACAAGUCUAAUCGAAGAAUCCAAUCCUGAUGAUGAACAACAUGAAAGAUCGAACCUACCUUCAUCAAAAUCACAAACAUGUGUGCAUGUGAAAUCGCCAACGCUGACUUCAAUGUCUCAUCAUGAAACAAAUUUAAAUCCGCCGUUGACUUCAACUGUCAUCAAUUUGGAUUCGAAUACUCAAAACUAUCAUGAUAAUGAACAUGAUCUAUCGUAUCGCAUGAAAUCAAACUUUCAACAUACGCAGCCGACUGUCAAUCAGCAGAUCAUAACACCACACACAACUCCAUCAUCAACGGCCCUAAGUCGAACCCGAAACAAUUCUUUAAUCAUGAAUUUCUUUCAUCAUAUCAUUUCUUUGCAUAUAUCUAUUGUUUUCUUAUUAUUCAUCGAUAUUGUUUUCCUAUUAUGUUAUCUGAACCUAUUACGUGUUGGUCGUGCACCUAUGGCCUCUCCUGAUCCUCUGUCGUUAACUUCUGACGAAAGUUGCCAAACUCCUGAUUUAGAACUUCUUUAA
This is a messenger RNA of Adineta ricciae, 3669 nucleotides long. NCBI's taxonomy places the organism in Eukaryota, Metazoa, Rotifera, Eurotatoria, Adinetida, Adinetidae. The record is from the annotation of a GenBank genome assembly.